Messenger RNA from Penicillium brevicompactum, 489 nucleotides. Its product is annotated as putative prefoldin subunit 1. Lineage: Eukaryota; Fungi; Ascomycota; Eurotiomycetes; Eurotiales; Aspergillaceae. The record is from RefSeq and is a predicted model, not a curated record. Gene Ontology annotation, biological process: protein folding. The transcript has 3 exons. The coding region runs from base 1 to 489 and encodes 162 amino acids. Gene Ontology annotation, molecular function: protein folding chaperone. Gene Ontology annotation, cellular component: cytoplasm; prefoldin complex.
AUGUCGAUCCCCAACGAAGCUCUCCAGAAGACGCCACGACCGGGUGAUGAACCAGAAUACCAAGGUCUCACCCGGUCCCCCGAACCGUCUCACAACCCCAUUCAACACACCAACGGUAUCAGAAUCCCCAAAGCUAACAAGAAACCCCCCAAACAGCUCCUCCAAGAAAUUGAAUCCCGUGCCAUCGCCUCCCAGCAACAAAUCAGCCUCACCAAGGCGCACAUGACCGCCAAGCAGCGCGACAUCCGCAUGCUGCAACUCACAUCGAAGGAACUAUCCGAGCUACCCAGUGAAACCAAUGUCUACGAAGGAUGCGGAAAGAUGUUCGUCAAUGUUCCGGUCGAUACGGUGAACAAGCGCCUUACGCGCGAGAGCGGCGAGGCGGCUGCGGAAAUUACCAAUCUGGAGAAGAAGUUGCAGUACCAUGAGACGACGAAUCAGAAGAGUCGGGAGAAUCUGGAGCAGAUUUUGAAGUCGGGUCGGGCUUGA